Mirounga angustirostris (Northern elephant seal) is the source of this 2665-nucleotide messenger RNA. RefSeq names its product solute carrier family 38 member 3 (gene SLC38A3). The transcript is spliced from 17 exons. Gene Ontology annotation, biological process: asparagine transport; L-glutamine transport; histidine transport. Gene Ontology annotation, cellular component: plasma membrane. The record is from RefSeq and is a predicted model, not a curated record. The coding region runs from base 241 to 1836 and encodes 531 amino acids. NCBI's taxonomy places the organism in Eukaryota, Metazoa, Chordata, Mammalia, Carnivora, Phocidae. Gene Ontology annotation, molecular function: L-histidine transmembrane transporter activity; L-glutamine transmembrane transporter activity; L-asparagine transmembrane transporter activity.
GCGGCGCUUAGCCGGGAGCAGAGCGGACAGCGCCAGCCAGAGCGGAGCUCCGUGCGUCCCCCACCCGCCGGGCCAGACUGGAAGCCACUUAAGGAAGGAUAUUCCAUGUCCUCUCUGGGAUCUCAAGCCAGGCCAAAACCCAGCAGUACCUGACUGGCCCAGGGAGGCAGCAGGCCCAGCCGCAUAUGCACACUUCUGUGUUGGUGUGAGAGCUAGUGAUCCUGCUGGUGGCCCCUGACCAUGGAGGCACCUCUGCAGACAGAAAUGGUGGAGCUGGUGCCCAACGGCAAACACUCGGAGGGGCUGCUCCCAGUCACCACCCCCACGGCCGGCAACCCGAGGGUCGAGGGCCCCAGACGGAGCUGUGUUGAGGGCAAGGGCUUCCUACAGAAAAACCCCAGCAAGGAGCCGCACUUCACUGACUUCGAGGGGAAGACCUCAUUUGGGAUGUCAGUGUUCAACCUCAGCAACGCCAUCAUGGGCAGCGGCAUCCUGGGCCUCGCCUACGCCAUGGCCAACACGGGCAUCAUCCUUUUCCUGUUCCUGCUGACGGCCGUUGCCCUGCUCUCCAGCUACUCCAUCCACCUGCUACUCAAGUCCUCAGGGAUCGUGGGCAUCCGUGCCUACGAGCAGCUGGGCUACCGUGCCUUUGGGACCCCAGGGAAGCUGGCAGCGGCCCUGGCCAUCACGCUGCAGAAUAUUGGAGCCAUGUCCAGCUACCUGUACAUCAUCAAGUCUGAGCUGCCCCUUGUCAUACAGACCUUCCUGAACCUGGAGGAGCAAACCUCGGACUGGUACAUGAACGGGAACUACCUGGUGAUCCUAGUUUCUGUCACCGUCAUUCUGCCUCUGGCACUGAUGCGGCAGCUUGGCUACCUGGGUUACUCCAGCGGCUUCUCUCUCAGCUGCAUGGUGUUCUUCCUAAUCGCAGUCAUCUACAAAAAGUUCCACGUGCCCUGCCCACUGCCCGUCAACUUCGCCAACAUCACGGGCAACUUCAGCCUCGUGGAGGUCACCAAGGAGGAGGCACAGCUGCGGGUUGAGACAGAGACCACAGCCCUCUGCACCCCGAGCUACUUCACACUCAACUCACAGGUCCCAACAGGCCAGGGUGGGGGCGGUGGGCCCCGUGAGAGUGGGGGGGGCUGCCCUGACGUGGUCCCCGUGUCUCCCCAGACGGCAUAUACCAUCCCCAUCAUGGCCUUCGCCUUCGUCUGCCAUCCCGAGGUGCUGCCCAUCUAUACAGAGCUCAAGGAUCCCUCCAAGAGGAAGAUGCAGCACAUCUCCAACCUGUCCAUCUCCGUCAUGUAUGUCAUGUACUUCCUGGCUGCCCUCUUCGGCUACCUCACCUUCUACGACGGGGUGGAGUCUGAGCUACUGCACACCUACAGCAAGGUGGACCCAUUCGACGUGCUGAUCCUCUGCGUGCGAGUGGCCGUGCUGACGGCAGUCACACUCACGGUGCCAAUCGUUCUGUUUCCGGUGCGCCGUGCCAUCCAGCAGAUGCUGUUUAAGAACCAGGAGUUCAGCUGGUUGCGGCACACGCUCAUUGCCAUCGGCCUGCUCACUUGCAUCAACCUGCUGGUUAUCUUCGCUCCCAACAUCCUGGGCAUCUUCGGGGUCAUCGGUGCCACAUCUGCCCCAUGCCUCAUCUUCAUCUUCCCUGCCAUCUUCUACUUCCGCAUCAUACCCACCGAGAGGGAGCCUGCAAAGUCUACCCCCAAAAUCCUGGCCCUUUGUUUCGCUGUGCUUGGCCUCUUGCUGAUGACCAUGAGCUUGAGCUUCAUCAUCACUGACUGGGUGUCAGGGACCAGCCGGCAUGGAGGAAGCCACUAGGAGGAGACAUCCAUCCUGUUCUGACUACUCGUCCACGAACCCCUGCCCAGAGUCUUCAGCCCUUGCUCCCAUCUAGCCAAGGGGGAGGAGAAAGACGUGUUAACACUAUGGCAUUUGGCUCUGCCUCACAUCCUCUCUGUGGAAGGUUUCUGUCAGAGCCAGGACCAAGGCCCUAGGGCCACUCCCUUUCUGGGCUCCCGGGCUCCAGGGGCUGCCUGGGCUGAGAGCAGGGUGGGGCUGUACCCUUGCUCCCUCACUCUUGCCUCAGCUCCCACCCAAGCCUCUGUUCUCCUUUGCACAGAUGCGCACACGAGGCCCCGCAGCUGCCUCCCGAGGUCACACAGCCUGUAGGGCACGUAGAGCUGGAAACCAGGCCUGCAGCCAUCUCCCCACCGUGCUGCUGGGCCGUGGUCUGCACCCUGGGGCCUCAUCUCCCUCAGCUCACUCACCUCUUCCCACUUCUGUCCCUGAGGCCCCUUUCAGGCACUUGGACUCAGGCCCUUAGAUACUCUUGUCUCCUUCUCCCAUCCCCGUCACCAGAAGCAGACCAUUCCCCCUCACACCUGGAGCCAGUAGGUUCUUUUGAGUGUGAGGCUGGUGUGGGCACCCCCAAGGGACCCCUACCCUGUCCCUUCACCAGUCCUGGGGAGGCUGGGACUCCCCCCACCCCAAGCCUGGGCCAUAGCUCACAUUCCACUUCUGGGAGAAGAAAGAGUCUGGGGCCCGGAGUGUCUCUGUCCCCUGGGAGCCAAAGACCCCAGGGGCUGGUCUGGGGCAGGAGUGGAGAGGUGGUGGGUCCCCUUUUAUAAAUAUUAUACAUAAGACCAGC